GAAGUUGGAAAGAGUCUGAAGAAGAAGGCAAAGAAAAAAUAAGGCCAAUAGAAAAGUUGCUUAAAAUUAGCCAUACAAAAAGUUGACUUUAAGGUGAACCACCAAUAAUCUGACACAUGAACUGACAUCACUAAGUAGUAAUUAUCAUCGGUGAUAACGACGCUCUACAAUACAGAGAUGAUGGAGCACUGGGAUGUUGGGUGGAAUCAUGUGGUCCAGGUGCACCAGCCCAGAGAAGUGCAAAACCAUCAAGAAUCCACUGAUUUGCCAUUCACCCUCUUGUCUAUGUGCCGACUCUCUGUCUUACCAUAGGGUUAGUUGGCAUCAUGGUACUUGUACCUUUAUAGAGAAACCAUUAAUUAACUCAGGGAAGGUUUCUCUAGCAGGGCAAAUGCCUUCAUUUUAUGAAACCCAAUAGUUGCCUGGAGCUCGGCCCAUUGAGACACAACGACUACUUGUGAGAUUGUUAUGGAAGCCUUUCUGAAGGACAUUCCAAGUAGAGAUCUCAUUAGUCUAAUCAUCUUGUUUCAUCAGAACAAGCACAGUCGUUAACAAUGUCUGAGUGCUGAGAAGUCGUUAAUGAGAAUCAUUAGGAUCUGUUUGGCCCAAACGUGUGUAAGUCUCAAAGAAUCCUUGUGAAAUUCCAGUGGUGAGAAGCUCCUUGUUAACUCCAGGUUACUCAAGAUAAUGUCUAUUCAAGGACAUGUGAGAAAGGCAAGUGGAUUAGGUCCUGACGAGCCUUCCUCUUGUAGCCAGGAGACGUUGCUCAGCCCGUGUCAUUAAACCUGUGUCUUCUUUUGUACUCGGUGCCACCACGCUUUGCCACAAAUACUGGCUCCCAAAAUAGACGCAUUUCUUCAUGACACAAACUACUGAGAAGCUUCAUAUAUAAGCUGCACAAAGACCUUCUGAUCUCAGAAGCUUCACAUGCCCUGUCAGAGGGGAGACUUCAGAGCUUCAAAAAGACACCCCAAACCAUGGAGUCUCGAAAUGAGAAGACACACAAGAGCCUCUUAUUCCUGGUUCUUCUCUGCUCGUUGAUCUCAACAUCUCACAGUGCUCCCGACUGCUGCCGCCAGAAGACCUGUUCCUGCCGGAUAUAUGACAUUCUCCGUGGUAAUGGUAACCACGCCGCCGGGAUUCUGACCCUGGGCAAACGAAGGAGUGAUUUCCAGACCAUGCAAAGUCGACUCCAGAGGUUGCUCCAAGGCUCCGGCAACCACGCAGCGGGAAUCCUCACCAUGGGGAGAAGGUCUCAGGAUGAAGAGGAGACCAACUGUAUCAAUGGUCCCAUGGGCAGUAGCUCCACUUCCAACUCCCUUUCACUUCUCACACUGCUUUGCCCAACAGAGUCAGAGCCAGGCAAUGGCAGCAAAGGCUUUGGGUGCAAACAAAACCCUACAAUGUAAUUAUUAAGUAAAUGUUCUUGUAUCAAGAGGCGGUGGGGAAGGAAGAACAAGGUAACAAAGGUCAAAUGAAGUAACAAUCAUGGAAGCAAUUUUCCAUUCUUCAGAAACAUUUCUUGGUCUCAUCCAAUUCAAAACCCCUUAACAAAAGAUGACAUUUGUCAGGUCCUGGUCUCCUAGUCUCUUUUUAUUAUUCUGCCUGACCAUUCAUGUUUGUAUAGACAAUGGUUGGGAUGUUAAAAUUCUUCAUUUAAGUGUUUUAUUUAGUGAACUUACAGCCACUUUAAAUAAUAUAUAUAUUACACAAGGAGCCAAUAUCCUUAAUAGUUAAAGUAAAAGGAAGAUGCUUGAACCUCAGACAAGCAAGGGCCCCCACUUAUAAACUUGAGUUUGGGAUUUUGCAUUUCCCCACUAUUCGGAAAGACCCUAAAGUUCAUUUUGUAUUAGAGAAUUCCAAUGUACAACAAAAAGUAUCCCUAUUUAAAGACGUACAGAAUUGAAAGCCUUCAUUCCCUUUCAGAUCCCGACCAAUAGCCACAAACGGUCACAUAUUUGGAUUUCCAUUCCAGUUCAUGAAACUCCGGCUUUGUAGUCACCAGGGUAACGGGACACUUUCAUCACAUGAUUAGAGCUAUUUUUGUAUAAUUAAAUUCUUUUACCCAAGUUGUUACUAGUCUUGUGUUGUUUCAACAGUCCCUUGGAAAUCCACUUGAAUGCUUCCAAUAAACCCCCUCGCUGACUUUUAUAGAAUCUCUAAGUUUUCAUUCAGCAAAUUCUCAACAUUUGAAUUUGAAAAAAAAAUCUAGCGAAUCUAUUCAGCAUUUAUUUAGCCCUGAUUUUUACACAUUACAGGAAAAAAAAAAGUAUUGGUAAAUUUGCUCCUAAGGGUUGCAUUUCAAUUUGACCCGACUGCAAGUAUUUCAUUGAAUGUUGGUAAUUGUCUAAAUUUGAACGCAAAUCCUGGGUUAUUUUGUGUUGAACUGGACUCAGGACAGAGCGGCCCCUAUAGAUCCACAUAUACAGUUAUUUUCACACAGACUCCGGGUUUGAGACUUUUCAUUAGAGAACACUGGGCUCCCUAUGAAUAACAUGGACUAUAAUAAAUGAUUAGACUGCGUGUGACCCAGUUUCCCAUGAAGUAGAAUUGGGAAAUAAUAAUAAAUGUAACAAACACUGGAGGGCAGAAGAGGAUAAAGUGCAGAAUAAAGCGACGCUCUCAUUCUCUCAAUCUCAUGAUUUACAAGCGACGCAGUUGAAAUUCCCAUGAAUGAGCCUCUUGCUCUAGUGAAGGAGUCACAGCAGCCACAAGCCUCAUUUACUAUUUGACUAUAACCAAUCACUAGUUAUUUCCUAUGGCCAAUACUGGAUCAAUAUAUUGGUAUGAAAUAUUAUAAAACUCUCCUCUGUUCCUGCAGCUUUCACUCUGUUCUGGUCACUGUUAUUGUGUCACUUCUGAGUUUGAGGGGCUCCUAGUCACUAUGAUUUCUUAUUAAAGUCAGGAUAUAGUUCAGCAUUGCCUUUUGCUUUAACCCUAGAGAAAGAGAGAGAACAGACAAGGAGAACCGACUUCACAUUGUAGGAACAUUGACUCAAUGGGUUGUUCCCAAUGACAAUUCCACCUUUGGUUAUUUCUGACUGUUCGACUCUAUAAUGACAUCAUAUGACUUAUUAUUACUAUUUGUAUUAUUAAAUCCCCUUAGUCAACCAAUUCCACAUCUUCACAGAUUUCACUAUAACAAACAGCUAAAAUGUAAAAUCUUUCAUCUGAUUGAUGGCAGUUGUGUCCUCAGUUAAGAUAUACUAGUUAACUAGUGAAUUCUCUACUAAUACUAAUUUAGAAUUUGGUACCUAUUCUCCAGC
Messenger RNA from Xenopus laevis (African clawed frog), 3266 nucleotides. It is a transcript of the gene hcrt.L, whose product is annotated as hypocretin (orexin) neuropeptide precursor L homeolog. Gene Ontology annotation, cellular component: rough endoplasmic reticulum; perinuclear region of cytoplasm; synapse. NCBI's taxonomy places the organism in Eukaryota, Metazoa, Chordata, Amphibia, Anura, Pipidae. The transcript has 2 exons. Gene Ontology annotation, molecular function: type 1 orexin receptor binding; neuropeptide hormone activity; type 2 orexin receptor binding. The record is from RefSeq and is a predicted model, not a curated record. The coding region runs from base 978 to 1409 and encodes 143 amino acids. Gene Ontology annotation, biological process: feeding behavior; temperature homeostasis; neuropeptide signaling pathway.